GUCCUGAGCGUGCGCGCACCCAGACGCCUUUGCGGGAGCGAGCGCGUCCCGGAGCCCGCGGCCGGUCGAGCCAGCCUGGGAGACCCGCGGACCCGACAGAGGUGUAUACUUUUGUGUAGAAUACCUGUGGAGAAGAAGCAAUGGAUUCUUUGGAUCACAUGCUGACAGAUCCCCUGGAACUGGGUCCCUGUGGAGAUGGCCAUGGCACACGGAUCAUGGAAGACUGCCUUUUGGGUGGUACCAGGGUUAGUCUGCCUGAAGACCUUCUGGAGGAUCCUGAGAUAUUCUUUGAUGUCGUCAGCCUCUCCACAUGGCAGGAAGUCCUAAGUGAUUCUCAGCGUGAACAUCUCCAGCAGUUUCUGCCUCAGUUUUCCACAGACAAUGUGGAGCAGCAGAAUGAGCUCAUCCUUGCCCUGUUCAGCGGGGAGAACUUCCGCUUUGGAAACCCUCUUCAUAUUGCCCAGAAGCUUUUCCGAGAUGGACACUUUAACCCUGAAGUGGUCAAGUAUCGUCAGCUCUGCUUCAAGUCACAGUACAAGCGGUAUCUCAACUCCCAGCAGCAGUAUUUCCAUCGGCUGCUGAAACAGAUUCUUGCUUCCAGAAGUGAUCUAUUGGAGAUGGCUCGUAGGAGUGGCCCUGCCCUUCCCUUUCGCCACAAGCGCCAUUCACCAUCCCGAAGCCCUGAAGAGCGCGAGUGGCGGACCCAGCAGCGUUACUUGAAGGUCUUGCGGGAAGUGAAGGAGGAGUGUGGUGACACUGCUCUGUCCUCUGAUGAAGAGGCCACGUUGGAUUUACAAGAAAAAUUUUCUUUUGAAGAUCUCAGCUCAUGGCUUCCAAGCUCUCCAGCACGUUCUCCUAGUCCUGCGGUGCCCCUGAGGGUGGUGCCCACGCUUUCCACUACGGAUAUGAAAACUGCAGAUAAAAUAGAGCUGGGGGACAGUGACCUGAAGAUAAUGUUAAAGAAGCACCAUGAGAAGCGGAAACAUCAACCAGAUCACCCAGACCUUUUGACAGGGGACCUGACCCUCAGUGACAUCAUGACUCGAGUAAAUGCUGGCAGGAAGGGCUCUCUAGCAGCCUUAUAUGAUUUGGCUGUUCUUAAAAAAAAGGUGAAGGAAAAAGAAAAGAAGAAGAAAAUAAAAUUGAUUAAAUCUGAGGCAGAAGAUCUGGCUGAUCCUCUAAGCAAUACUGAAGGGGUCCCAGCUCUCUCACAGGCCCCUUCUCCACUGGCAAUAUCGUCUAUCAAGGAAGAGCCCCUGGAAGACAUCAAGCCUUGCCUCGGGAUCAAUGAGCUAUUUUCCAGUUUUUUCUCUCUUCUGUUAGAAAUCUUGCUGGAGGGUCAAGCUAGCCUUCCUGUGCUGGAGGAUCGGGUUUUGGACUGGCAGUCUUCUCCAGCCAGCUCCCUCAACAGCUGGUUCUCUGCUGCCCCCAACUGGGCUGAAUUGGUGUUGCCUGCUCUGCAGUAUCUUGCUGGAGAAAGCCGAGCGGUUCCUUCUAGUUUCUCUCCAUUUGUUGAAUUCAAAGAGAAAACCCAGCAGUGGAAAUUGCUUGUUCAAUCUCAAGAUAAUGAAAAGGAAUUAGCUGCUCUCUUUCACCUGUGGUUAGAAACCAAAGACCAGAUCUUCUGUAAGCAGGAAAAUGAAGACAGCUCAGAUGCCAUGACACCUGUCCCUCGAGUAAGAACUGACUAUGUGGUGCGGCCUAGCACAGGAGAAGAGAAACGGGUGUUUCAAGAGCAGGAGCGUUACAGGUAUAGCCAACCUCAUAAGGCAUUUACCUUUCGCAUGCAUGGCUUUGAGUCUGUGGUGGGGCCAGUGAAGGGUGUGUUUGACAAGGAGACCUCCCUCAACAAGGCUCGUGAACAUUCCCUGCUGCGUUCUGACCGACCUGCCUAUGUCACCAUUCUAUCUCUUGUUCGGGAUGCUGCAGCUCGGCUGCCUAAUGGAGAAGGCACUCGAGCAGAGAUCUGCGAACUGCUCAAGGACUCUCAGUUUCUUGCUCCAGAUGUCACCAGCACUCAGGUGAACACUGUAGUGAGUGGUGCACUAGAUCGACUGCAUUAUGAAAAAGACCCUUGUGUGAAAUAUGACAUUGGACGAAAGCUGUGGAUCUACCUGCAUCGUGACCGGAGUGAGGAAGAGUUUGAACGGAUCCAUCAAGCUCAAGCAGCAGCAGCUAAAGCCAGAAAAGCUCUUCAGCAAAAACCCAAGCCACCCUCCAAGGUGAAGUCCAGUAAUAAGGAGAGCUCAAUGAAGGGUCUUAGUGGCCCUUCUGAGCAAAGCCAGAUGAGCCUCAGUGACUCCAGUAUGCCACCUACCCCAGUUACACCUGUAACCCCCACCACGCCAGCAUUGCCCACCACUCCCAUAUCUCCUCCACCUGUAUCAGCAGUGAACAAAAGUGGCUCUACCACUGUCUCUGAGCCAGCUAAGUCAAGUUCAGGUGUUCUUCUGGUGUCCUCACCAACAAUGCCACAGCUAGGAACGAUGCUUUCCCCAGCUUCCAUCCAGACUCCACCCAGUUCUCAGGCUACUGCUCGGGUUGUAAGCCACUCUAGCUCAGCUGGACUGCCCCAGGUUCGGGUGGUAGCCCAGCCCAGCCUUCCUGCUGUUUCCCAGCAGUCAGUAGGGCCAGCACAGACACUACCACAGAUGCCAGCAGGACCACAGAUUCGUGUGCCAGUCACUGCUACACAAACCAAAGUAGUACCCCAGGCAGUUGUGGCAACUGUUCCAGUCAAGGGGCAAACUGCAGCAGCCUCUGUACAGCGGCCUGGACCUGGGCAGACAGGGCUUACAGUGACAAAUCUCCCUGCUGCAGUCAGCCCAGUGAGCAAGCCAGCCAUGACUUCUCCCGGGAACUCUGCUCCAAGUGCCUCCACGACAGCCGUCAUCCAGAAUGUCACAGGACAGAACAUCAUCAAGCAGGUAUCAAUCACUGGGCAGCUUGGCGUGAAGCCCCAGACAGGCAGCAGCAUUCCACUCACAGCCACUAACUUCCGUAUCCAGGGUAAGGAUGUACUGCGCCUGCCACCCUCUUCCAUCACCACAGACGCCAAGGGCCAGACGGUUUUGAGAAUCACUCCGGACAUGAUGGCCACAUUGGCCAAGUCUCAGGUUACCACAGUCAAAUUGACUCAGGACCUCUUUGGGACAGGAAGUGGCACUGCAGGCAAAGGCAUCUCUGCUACCUUACAUGUCACUUCCAACCCUGUCCAUGCAGCUGACAGCCCUGCCAAGGCCCCUUCAGCCAGUGUUCCUUCAUCAGCUCCAGCAGGUACUACCGUGGUCAAAGUAACUCCUGAUCUCAAGCCAACAGAAACCUCGAAUUCAGCUUUUCGCUUGAUGCCAGCUCUUGGUGUGAGUGUGGCAGAUCAGAAGGGAAAGAACACAGUGGCCUCUUCAGAAGCAAAACCUGCUGCCACAAUCCGCAUUGUGCAGGGUCUGGGAGUGAUGCCUCCUAAAGCAGGCCAGACUAUUACUGUUGCAGCACAUGCAAAGCAAGGAGCCUCUGUCGCUGGUGGGUCUGGAACUGUCCAUUCUUCAACGGUGUCCUUGCCCAGCAUAAAUGCUACUGUGUCUAAGACUGUGGCUGUGGCUUCUGGGGCAACAAGCACCCCCAUCAGCAUUGGGACUGGAGCCCCCACAGUGCGACAGGUCCCUGUUAACACUACAGUUGUGUCCACAUCCCAGUCUGGGAAGCUGCCUACAAGGAUCACAGUUCCUCUCUCUGUGAUUAGCCAGCCAAUGAAGGGCAAGAGUGUCGUUACAGCCCCCAUUAUCAAAGGCAACCUUGGAGCCAAUCUCAGUGGGCUGGGUCGCAACAUCAUCCUCACAACCAUGCCAGCAGGUACUAAGCUCAUUGCUGGCAAUAAGCCAGUGAGUUUCCUCACUGCCCAGCAGUUGCAGCAACUUCAGCAACAAGGUCAGGCCACACAGGUGCGCAUCCAGACUGUUCCCGCAUCCCAUCUCCAACAGGGCACAGCUUCUGGCUCCUCCAAAGCAGUCUCCACUGUUGUUGUGACCACCGCUCCUUCUCCUAAACAAGCACCCGAACAACAGUGACUGAGAAAGAGAGGCAGCUUUAAGAGACCAGGCCUCAUGCAUCUUGGCUAACAGAAAGGGAGCAGGGAAGUUGCUUCAUUCCCCUGAGCUCUCCUGCUUGAGGCAGAGUGGUAGAGGGCUAUGCCAGCUGUGGCCUAGGUUCCGCAGCCUCACCCCAGAAUGAAGCCCUGACGAGGUUCCAUUUUAGGGUUUCAGGGCUGGAGAGAACAUCAAAGGCAUGGGAGGUCACAGUCACAAAAGCCAGAGUUUACCUCCUGAGUGGUGGAUGCCCAGGGAGCAGGCCUUCCAGUUGGGGAGCAGGCCAGCAGCGAAUAAGCCUCAUUCUGCGUGAGGAUUUUACUUUUCUGUUUUCGACCUUGGUGACUUGUCCAGAUGAGUUUUGUGUCGAGAAAAUUUUGUGUAACUUAUUUUUUUAAAAAACUUAUUGUGCAUCUUUUAUCAAAUAGAAAUGUGGGCUUUAGUGCCCCUAAAUUGAUCCCUUACUCCUUUGGCCAGAAUGAGAGCAUAAUAAUACUCGUAACAGGUUGGUGGCUUACUUGAUAAUGAGAGGUUACAUAGUAGGGAAUGUAGGCCAUGAGGUCAAGUGAGACAAUUUGGUACCACUUACUAAAGGUGGUGUCAGCGUCUUGGUUGUCCCUGUGUCUUCACUUGUGGGAUUGUCCUUGACAAAGUUGAGAGCUGUUGAAGGAGAGAGUAGGGGAUUCUGGCCGAGAUGCUGCUCUCACAAUGCACUUGCGUACAGCCCAGAGAGUCUGUCUGCUCUAGAACAGCAGUUGCAAACCAGACCCUUGGAGCUGGCCACCUGAUUGGAGCAUAGAGAAAAUGGUGGAGGUGGGGCAGUGUUAGGAGAAGUAAGUCUGAGUUUGCAGUUUUUAUUCCUGGCCACUACCAGUUUUAUUCUCAGCCACUACCAGCCGCAGACAGCUCAGAAGGAUGGUUUUAAAGUCCUACUUACUUAGUGCACUGGUCACACCUUCUGUAUCCUGUUGUGGUGCAGGGGUGGGUGGGAACGCCUUUCUGUAGGGACAGGGCUUCCCUGUCUCUCUGUGAAAGUAUCCAAAUUAUUAAAAUAUUAUCUUUCA
Arvicola amphibius (Eurasian water vole) is the source of this 5146-nucleotide messenger RNA. It is a transcript of the gene Nfrkb, whose product is annotated as nuclear factor related to kappaB binding protein. Bases 141 to 4064 code for a protein of 1307 amino acids. The transcript is spliced from 26 exons. Gene Ontology annotation, molecular function: protease binding. The record is from RefSeq and is a predicted model, not a curated record. NCBI's taxonomy places the organism in Eukaryota, Metazoa, Chordata, Mammalia, Rodentia, Cricetidae. Gene Ontology annotation, cellular component: Ino80 complex.